AUGGACGCCGGGGCCGCGGGCGGCGAAACGGAGCGCCCAGGCGCGCCGGACUUCGACAUCCGGCGCAUCGCCGCCAGAAUCAGGCAUCCGUUCGCCAAGAAAACGGCAGACAGCACCGCGGCGCUGGGGCCCCGCCACAUCCACGUGUUGGACGCGGCGGCCAACGCCAGCCGCGGCUUCUACGGCAACCACAUCUCCACGACCAAGUACAACGUCGCCACGUUCUUGCCCAAGUUCAUGUUCGAGCAGUUCAGCAAGUACGCCAACUUGUUUUUCCUCUUCACGUCGGUCAUCCAGCAGGUGCCGGGCGUGUCGCCCACCAACCGCUACACCACCAUCGGCACGUUGCUCGUGGUGUUGCUCGUGUCCGGCGUCAAGGAGGUCCUGGAGGACGUCAAGCGCGCCAGCGCCGACCGCGAGCUCAACAACACGCAGGUGCUCGUGCUCGACGCGGAGGCCGGCCGCUUCCGCGUGCAGAAGUGGGUCUCCGUGCGCGUCGGCGACGUGGUGCGCGUGAACAACGAGGAGCCGUUCCCCGCGGACUUGCUCCUCCUCAGCUCGUCCGAGCCCGAGGGCUUGUGCUACAUAGAAACGGCCAACUUGGACGGCGAGACCAACCUCAAGAUCAAGCAGGCGUUGCCGGAAACGGCGCUGUUGGUGAGCCCGCCGUCCGUGGUGGCCGGCAUGGCGCGCUGCGAGCUUCUCUCCGAGCAGCCCAACUCGUCCUUGUACACGUACGAGGGCACGUUGCUCCACUUCCGCGCCUCGGGCAGGCUCGCGCUCUCGCCGCAGCAGCUCUUGUUGCGCGGCGCCACGCUCCGCAACACCCAGUGGGUCCACGGCGUGGUGGUGUUCACGGGCCACGAGACCAAGUUGAUGCGCAACGCCACCGCGGCGCCCAUCAAGCGCACGGACGUCGAGCGCGUCAUCAACUUGCAGACGCUCGCGCUCUUCGGCAUCUUGAUCUUGCUCUCCGUGGUGUCCAGCGUGGGUAACGUGGUCAAGACGUCCGUGGACGCGGACGACUUGUCCUACUUGUACUUGGAGGGCACCAACUUGGCCAAGCUCUUCUUCCGCGACAUCUUGACCUACUGGAUCUUGUUCUCCAACUUGGUGCCCAUCUCCUUGUUUGUCAGCGUGGAGAUCAUCAAGUACUACCAGGCCUACAUGAUCGGCAGCGACUUGGACAUGUACCACGCGGACUCCGACACGCCCACGGGCGUGCGCACCUCGUCCUUGGUGGAGGAGCUCGGCCAGAUCGACUACAUCUUCUCCGACAAGACCGGCACGCUCACGCGCAACGUCAUGGAGUUCAAGUGCUGCUCCAUCGGCGGCAAGUGCUACGCAGAAGAGAUUCCGGAGGACGCGCACGCGCAGGUGGUGGACGGCGUCGAGACGGGCUUCUACAGCUUCGACGACUUGCAGAGGCACUUGGCCGACUUGUCCCUGCAGCAGUCCGCCAUCAUCAGCGAGUUCUUCUCUUUGUUGAGCACGUGCCACACCGUCAUUCCAGAGCUCAACGACGUCUCGGGCGCCAUCAAGUACCAGGCCGCGUCUCCGGACGAGGGCGCUUUGGUGCAGGGUGCGGCGGACAUGGGCUUCAGGUUCACCAUCCGCCGGCCUCGCGGCGUGACCAUCGAGACGGGCCCGGCCGCCACCGCCUCCGAGUAUGAGCUCUUGAACAUCUGUGAGUUCAACUCCACGCGGAAGAGAAUGUCUGCCAUCUUCAGGUGCCCGGACGGCGUCAUCCGCUUGUUCUGCAAGGGCGCCGACACCGUGAUCUUGGAGCGUCUCUCCACCGCGGAUCCACAGCCUUUUGUCGACGCCACUAUCAGACACUUGGAGGAGUUUGCCUCCGAGGGCUUGAGAACUUUGUGCAUCGCCUCCAGAAUCGUCUCGGAAAAGGAAUAUGCCUCCUGGGCCCACACAUUCCACGAAGCAUCCACGUCCUUGGAUGACAGAAGCGACAAGCUUGACGCCGCGGCUGAGCUCAUCGAGAAAGACUUGUUCCUUCUCGGCGCAACGGCCAUCGAAGACAAGCUCCAGGACGGGGUGCCUGAAACCAUCCACACGCUCCAAAACGCUGGCAUCAAAAUCUGGGUUUUGACGGGGGACAGGCAAGAAACGGCAAUCAACAUCGGAAUGUCAUGUAAGCUUCUCACGGAGGACAUGAAUCUCUUGAUCAUCAAUGAAGAGACCAAAGCUGAUACCAGAAGAAACUUGGAAGAGAAGUUGGAGGCGAUAUACGAGCACCGAAACGACGUGGCAGAGUCUGUUCUAGACUCCUCGCUCGCGCUCAUCAUCGACGGCCAUUCCUUGGGUUUCGCUUUGGAACCCGACUUGGAAGACAUCUUCAUCGACCUUGCCACGAGGGUGCGUGCUGUCAUUUGCUGCAGGGUUUCUCCCUUGCAAAAAGCGCUCGUCGUGAAAAUGGUCAAAAGGAAGAAGAACAAGUCCUUGCUCUUGGCCAUCGGAGAUGGUGCAAACGAUGUUUCCAUGAUCCAGGCUGCGCAUGUCGGAGUAGGCAUCAGCGGUAUGGAGGGCAUGCAGGCCGCAAGAAGUGCCGACGUCUCCAUCGGACAGUUCAAGUACUUGAAAAAGCUAUUGUUGGUGCAUGGCGCAUGGUCGUACCAACGUAUCUCCAAUGCGAUCUUGUACUCCUUCUACAAGAACGUCUGCUUGUACAUGACGCAGUUUUGGUUUGUGUUCAACAACGCUUUCUCGGGACAGUCUCUCAUCGAGUCGUGGACAUUGACGUUCUACAAUGUGCUCUUCACGGUGUUUCCGCCGUUUAUCAUGGGUGUCUUUGACCAGUUCGUUAGCGCACGUCUCCUUGACAAAUACCCUCAGUUGUAUCAGCUAGGAUUGCAAAGAAAGUUUUUCAACGUGACUAUCUUCUGGGGCUGGAUUGUCAAUGGGUUCUUCCACUCAGCGAUCAUCUACGUCUGCAUGAUGUCAAUUGACAAAUACUUCAACUAUCUACCAAACGGCGCGGUCGCUGACAAUUGGUCGUGGGGAACUAUGAUCUACACCACGUGCACGCUCACCGCGUUAGGAAAGGCCGCUCUUACAGUGACCAUGUGGACGAAGUUCACCGUUCUUGCUAUUCCCGGAUCGUUCAUCUUGUGGUUGGUGUGGUUUCCCGCGUAUGCCACCAUUGCUCCCCUUAUUAACGUGUCCACAGAGUACGAGGGUGUAUUGGCUCAUACGUACCCGAGCUUGGUGUUCUGGGCUGCUAUUUUUGGUGUUUCCAUCUUGUGCUUGAUAAGAGAUUUUGCGUGGAAGUUCUACAAGAGAAUCCACAGCCCCGAAAGCUACCACUACGUGCAAGAAAUCCAAAAGUACAACAUCCAGGACUACAGGCCAAGAAUGGAGCAGUUCGAAAAGGCCAUCAGGAAAGUUCGGCAGGUGCAGAGAAUCAAGAAACAGAGGGGAUUUGCUUUCUCGCAAGUGGACGAUCAGAAUUUGGAGAAGAUUGUCAGGUUGUACGACACGACAAAGAAGAGAGGUGCAUACGGGGAGUUGAGCGAGAGUCAUAGAGACUAA
Messenger RNA from Metschnikowia bicuspidata var. bicuspidata NRRL YB-4993, 3546 nucleotides. Its product is annotated as aminophospholipid-translocating P4-type ATPase. The transcript has a single exon. Bases 1 to 3546 code for a protein of 1181 amino acids. Gene Ontology annotation, biological process: post-Golgi vesicle-mediated transport; endocytic recycling; intracellular protein transport. Gene Ontology annotation, cellular component: plasma membrane. Lineage: Eukaryota; Fungi; Ascomycota; Pichiomycetes; Serinales; Metschnikowiaceae. The record is from RefSeq and is a predicted model, not a curated record. Gene Ontology annotation, molecular function: ATPase-coupled intramembrane lipid carrier activity; ATP binding; ATP hydrolysis activity.